UGAAGACAAAAUAUGAUGUGACAAUACAAUGCUACGGGUAUCUUUUCUUAAGACAAAAUAAUUUGAAAUCUGAAGACAAAAUACGAUGUGACAAUACAAUGCUACGGGUAUCUUUUCUGAAGACAAAAUAUGAUGUGACAAUACAAUGCUACGGGUAUCUUUUCUUAAGACAAAAUAAUUUGAAAUCUGAAGACAAAAUAUGAUGUGACAAUACAAUGCUACGGGUAUCUUUUCUUAAGACAAAAUAAUUUGAAAUCUGAAGACAAAAUAUGAUGUGACAAUACAAUGCUACGGGUAUCUUUUCUUAAGACAAAAUAAUUUGAAAUCUGAAGACAAAAUACGAUGUGACAAUACAAUGUUAUGAGUAUCUUUUCUUAAGACAAAAUAAUUUGAAAUCUGAAGAUAGUGAAUAUCUACACUAUAAAACAUUGGCUUAAUGUAGACCAACUACACAUACGACUAAAGAUGAAUUCUCAUUAUGGUAGUUCAUCUUAUUUGGCAUCGUCUUCUUCUUCUUCAGAUGAUGAUGAUUAUUAUGAUGAUCUAGAAAAACAAGUGGUAUGUCAAAUUACUGCUAACAACAAUUUUUGCAUCGCUCAACAUCAAAAUAACGAAGGGUCACACAGGGGCUCAAUUCCUGGUCAUAUAGUAGUCAACCGUGACCGAGAAAAUGCUGAUUGCAAUCUCUUCAACGACUAUUUUGCAGAGAACCCUCGAUUUUCUGCCUCGAUGUUUCGCCGAAGAUUCCGAAUGGGUCGUGCUUUAUUCCUUCAUAUUUAUGAUGUUGUACAAAGGCAUGACAAUUACUUCGUCCAACGAAGAGAUGGACUCGGUAAGCUUGGGUUAUCGGGUCUACAAAAAGUAACAACCGUAUUUCGAAUGUUGGCAUAUGGUGUACCGGCAGAUGCUACCGACGAGUACAUCAAAAUAGGAGAAUCUACUGCUUUGGAAAGUUUGAAACGAUUUUGUCGUGCUGUUGUCGAGGUCUUUGGAGCCCGCUAUCUCCGAUCACCUAACGCUGAUGAUGUUGCAAGGCUACUACACAUUGGUGAAAGUCGAGGUUUUCCUGCUGGGGGUGUUUCUCCACCCGCUAAUUAUGUCAUUAAAGGGAAAGAGUAUAAUAUGGGUUAUUAUUUAGCUGACGGUAUAUAUCCAAAAUGGUCUACUAUCGUUCAAACCAUUCGUGAGCCACGUGACCCGAAGAAACAAUUUUUUGCUCGAAAACAAGAAGCAUGUAGAAAAGAUGUAGAACGUGCGUUUGGAGUAUUACAAUCAAGAUUUGCCAUUGUGGCAGGACCAUCGCGUCUAUGGAAUAAGAGGAUAUUACAUGAUAUAAUGACUUCAUGUAUUAUUAUGCAUAAUAUGAUAAUAGAAGAUGAACGUGACUUUAAUGCACCCAUUGAAGAACGGUUCGAAGUGCCAGAUCCAGAAGUUGAGAUGGUGGGUAAUGACGAUGCUCGAUUUCAAGAAUUUCUAGCUCGACAUAGAAAAAUCAAAGAUAAGGAUGCUCACAUUGCACUUCGAAAUGCAUUAAUUGAACACUUGUGGGACGAAUAUAGUAUCGGAAAAUUAGUUUAA
This is a messenger RNA of Humulus lupulus (European hop), 1578 nucleotides long. RefSeq lists its product as uncharacterized. The coding region runs from base 466 to 1578 and encodes 370 amino acids. The record is from RefSeq and is a predicted model, not a curated record. The transcript has 2 exons. Lineage: Eukaryota; Viridiplantae; Streptophyta; Magnoliopsida; Rosales; Cannabaceae.